Molecule: messenger RNA, 894 nt
Organism: Penicillium longicatenatum
Lineage: Eukaryota; Fungi; Ascomycota; Eurotiomycetes; Eurotiales; Aspergillaceae
Exons: 1
Coding region: 1-894 (297 amino acids)
Source: RefSeq, a predicted model, not a curated record
AUGCCUUUCUGUGCUCUCCUCCAGAGAUGCCCACUCGGGGUUCAAAAGGUCCUGGCUCGCCCCGGUCCUCCUAUGAUGGACUUGUCCUCACUAGACGGGCCGCCUAUUCUUGAUACAAGGAACACCAUCACAUCAGGCCCCAUCGACUUCUCGUCCUUGGACGGGGGUCCAUUCAUCACCGACUCAGUAACCUGUCAUCCCCCAAAUCCCACCGUUCCUUGUAUCCACGAGGAGCCACCUAUCCCACAAGCCGACGCCCGGUAUCACUUGCUUUCGAAGCCUCUUCCCCCAAGGCCAGCCUCUACAGAUUCCUCGCCAUCACGGCAACGACACAGGGUCGUCAGGCGACGAGCCAUAUUUGAUGACGACAUAUCAACCCAAACCAACACCAGCAACAAUCUCAGACGCGCCCCCGCUAGACGAGGCCGAGUGAACCCUAACGAGGAGCAUUCGGCAGACGAGGACAACGAUGAUAGUUCACAUCCAAUCCUCCAAACCUUGACGACCCCGACCGCCCCUAAUCUGAGACGAUCACACACCUGUGAUCCUCUUGUCUGGUUAGAAGAAGAAGGCCUAUGGGAGAUCCCUAGCCGCUGGCCAUCACGGGCGACCAUCCCAUCUCAACGCAGUCAACCAAGUUGCAGUCGACGCAGUCGUAGUCGAUCCUCAGCUUCGACGGUCUUCAGUGCCAUACCCGAUGGGUGGCCUAUGCACAUGCAUCAUGGAUGGCCGCCAAAUCAAUUCGACACCGUUCGUGUCCAUAUUGACAGCGCCCUAGGUGAAUCACCCCCAUCAUACGACAGCCAUGCUUUCAGUCCAACCUACGUGAUGCGAAUGCAAGAUGGGCCGUUGCUUGGAUGGACCCGUCGCGUGCCCCAUGUCUCGGCUAAUUGA